CGGCCAACCGAUAGACGGUUCGCCAUUUUCAAAACUUCCGAUCGUUUGUUUACAAGUUGGGACGGCGGAGUCUUUGUAUUGUCUUUUUAAGUUAGUCGAGACAUGAGCGUCAUUUUAUGUAAUAAUUGUUAUAAAUUCUGUCAUUGCGUCGUAAGAUAUUUAUCGUUUACAAUUCCUUAUAAACAAGACAGGUUAUAAUGUUUGUUUAACAUUUAGUUUUAUAAUAACUCGAAUGACUUUCUACGUUGAAAAAUUAGUGAUUUGAAUAAUUAAUUAGAGAAGAAAUGGAAAGUGUGAAUGAAGAAUUGACUUCGGUCGACGAACAAAAUGAAAAUCAUAAUCUUCCAGUUAUUGAUAUUGUGAUUAAUAACGUCGUUUGUAGCUUCAAUGUUCGUAGUCAUUUGAAUCUCAAAGAGAUUGCACUUUCGGCAGCCAAUGUCGAAUAUCAUCGUGAGAAUGCUAUGCUUACAAUGAAGUUGAGAAGUCCUUACACUACGGCAAGCAUAUGGUCGUCGGGAAAGAUUACUUGCACGGGUGCCACUAGCAAUGAGAUGGCAAGAAAAGCUGGAAGAAGAUUUGCAAGACUCUUACAAAAAUUAGGAUUUAGAGUAAAAUUUGCUAAUUUUAGAGUAGUAAAUGUUUUGGGCACUUGUACAAUGCCUUUUGCUAUUAAAAUUGUUCAAUUUGCUAAAAAAUAUCAAGGAAUUGCUAGUUACGAACCCGAACUUCAUCCCGCCGUUACAUAUAAAAUUAAAGAUCUAAGAGCGACGAUGAAGAUAUUUUCAACUGGUAGUAUAACUGUUACAGCUCCAAGCAUCAAUAAUGUGCAAGCAGCCGUUGAACACAUAUUCCCAUUGGUUUACGAAUUUCGUAAAGAUCUGGUUAAUGAGAAGAAUUCAAAGACCAUGCAGUCAUCUCAUCAUAGCAUGACAAAAGCAAAGACAAAUCAGUUUCUGAGAACGGUGGAUGAGAUCAACUGUGGUAAAUUCAAUUUUUCCGAAAAUAACAACCAGUGGGAGUAAAGGAUUUUUGUCAAAAAUAUACUUCUUUACAAUUAUUUUCUUAUUUCCUAUUAUUUAACUCUUUAAGCUCUGAAAAUUUCUUCUUUCUAUGUACCCAGAGAUAAAAUUGUUUUUACUCCUCAGGCUAUGAAUUUGUAUACCAAAAACUUUGGCUGAUUUCAUCUUGAAUGGAUUAAGUAUGUUUUGUCUUAUUUUGUGUUUAAAGAGUUAAUAAUAGAGUUAAUAAUAAAGAGUAAAAGAGUUUAAAGAAUAGACAUUUUUUUUUUUAAUGCAUUAGUAUUUGUAUGCUGUCUUGUGGCAGUUUUGUCACGGUGAUUUUUUGAAAAUUUUUAAUUUAUUUAUAGAAAUAAGUCAGCAAAUGAAUAAGUGCUGAAAUCUGGCAUGCUUAUUCUAGUGAUUUAAAAAAACACUGCCAAUUUAUUAAGUCUGAACAUUAGAGUUAAAACUUGGAAUUAAUUUUAUUUUCCCUAAUUUUCAAAUGAUUUUCAAAAGUUGCAUAUUUUUGAUAGCAUGGAUAAAUAAAUAAUAUAAUAGUCUAGAACUUUAUUCCUGUUAACUUCAAAUAAACCACAAAAAAUACUUUUAUGGUGGUCAAAAUCUUCUUGAAAAGAAAUAUGAUAUUUCCUUUCUUUUUCUGGAAGCUGUUUAUAAGAAUUUAGAUGAGUUAAACAUCUAAUUUUUGGGAUUAUCACCAAUUCCUAUAUUAUUGUAAGAUAGCCAACUUAAAUGGUUUGUUCUGUAGAAAAAAGCCAGUCUAAUGUGAAUUUGAACUAAGUAAUGGUAUUCCCAAUUAAAUUAAAAAGUCUAUUUUAAAGUAUAAGCACUAAAUUUCUGUUUUAUUUAUCUACUUUAAUAACUGACAAUCUUGUGUGUGACUUAUACUCAAUUAAAUAUAAAUGAAAAUGAUCAUACUAUUUUAUGUUCUGCAAAAUAAUUAUAAAAGGAUAACUAGACACUUACAUGAAUUCAGUAUUUAAAAAGUUAAAACAGUUAUUAGAAUCAAUUUUGUUUAUUGUUAGAAAGAAUAAUGUCUUAAUGGAGAAUUUGUAAAUAUUGUCAAUAGCGUAUCAAUAUUGUUUAGUUUUACUACUAACUAGUUUUUACUAGUUUUAUUAAUGAUAAUAUCAAUAUCGUGGUUUUGCUUAUAUUAUUGAAACUCUUGCCUUAUGACUCCCCACUUUUAUGACAGGUAUAAACUUAUUAUUUAUGAAGUACUGUAGUUGGUUUUAUUGGCUGUCUUGUAGUUCUAGUUUUAGGAACAGAACCUCAAGUUAUGAAGUUGAAUCUAAGGGAAAGGGAAUUUGAUUUAUGAUCGCUCAUUUUGCAACAUUUUUUGAUGAACCAAUUGGAUUGUAAAAGUAGGUAAUCUAUAGUAGUUGCUGUUUUUAAAAGUCUGAUUCUGUCAUAAAUUAUAUUUUUAUUUUGCAAAAGAAAAUUUGUAAAAUAAAACAGCUCAAAUAUAAUACUGUAGCCAAAUUAUACACUUUAAAGGGUCAAUUAUUUUAUGGGAGUUUUUAAGGCUAAAUUAGAAAUAUGCUCACUUUUGAAUCCAAAGUUGAUUAUUUAGGUGUAACAUAGAAAUCUGUGAUGAUGCUAACAAACUUCAAAUCUGAAUAAAUGAAUAUAUAUACAGUUUCUAAUAUUAAUCAAUCUAAAUAAUGACUAAAAUUUUAAUGUUGAUCAAACAAUUAAUUUACAAAAUUAAAACAAUUUUUAUGUAACAUUGAUUAUUAAUCAUCAUUAUAUUGUUUUAAUUUUAGUGUUUCUUAACUGUUUUCUCACUGCCAUUAUUUUACACAAUUAACUUGCCUUACCUUUCUGUUCUAUUUUAAAAUAGUUUUAUUGGUUGUCAUUUAUGGUUGUCCAUAUCUCAGACUUCAAAAUUGAAAUAUUGCUCACAAUAAACAUAAACACGUUAAGUUUAAAGAGUAGAACAUGACGGUUUAAUUAUAUUAUUUUGGUGAACUUCCUUGUUCUAGUGCAUGCCACUCAAAUGUGAAUAUAUUGACUAGACAGCAAUUAUAGAGAUUUAAGAACUUUGUCACUAUUAAUGUUUCAUCACCCAAGGAUGGAACUGUCACAGUUUAUCACUAGUGACUCAAAGUCCUAUUUUAGUGUUAGAAAAACAAUCUAUUUAUACAUACAUUUCUCUAAGAGAAUCGAAAAUAUAAGGUAGUGUUAGCAUUGUAGUUAGAUAAUUGUGUAUGGUUUUUAUGGAUUUUGGAGAUCUGAUCUAAAUCACUUUCAACUCUAAAAACAGAAGUUUUAUCAAAGAAAAAAGUGACACUAUUAGGAAGUGUUUUGGACAACAAUUCAAGAUUCAUUAAAUAAAAUAAACUAAUUUUCACUAGCAGGUUUGUACUGGGAUGUGAAUUGCAUCAUGACCGAGACUUACCUGUUGAGAAGAAAAAAAAUGAAAUUAUCACAUAAUAUAGCUUUUAUAGUAAAUACUUCUUCAAUACAUAAUAUUUUUGUGCUUGAUUAAAAGAGAAUUAAGUUUUUAAUUUAAAACACACUUUCAAAAAUACACACUGGUCAUUGGUGUGGAAACUUGAUAUUGAAAAUAGUUUUGGAUAUUUUGAUUAAAAUGGCAUUAUUUUAAAAUGACAAAUAAGAAUCAAACUUGAAUAGCUUUGAUAUAAGUUAUAGCAUGGUAUUUUUGUUUUUUAAUUCCAAUUGAAGAGCAAAUGUUAAUGUCAGAAUAUUUGUUGAUGUAAAGCAUGCAUUGUCAUAUAGAAAUAGCACUUUUGAUAUAUUUUUGAAUAAUAGGCAAGCAGCAUUCAAAUGUAUUGGAAUUGUUAUCUUUGUGCCAAGUUGAAAUCACAUUUUUAACCAAAAUGCUUUGUAAUAUACAAUAAUUUGCUAAUUAUUAAAACAGUUAGGAUGUUUUUAAUAGAAGGCAAAAUAAUUCACUUUGAUUUCUCAAUAAUUUUCCUAAAUAAGUUUAUGUUAUCCACAUAAGUCCUAUUUAUAAACAAGGUGUAUUAUAAUAUUGUAGUUUUGAAUUGGUUUCCUCUGCUAAUUCAAACCUACACCAGCAUAUGUCCUAUUCAUAAACAAGGUCUACAUGGACAAUAUAAAAAGCAAAAUUGAAACAUUAUGUACAUAGAGGUACAAAUAAUUCCUAAAUAAAUGUUUGCUUUCACUCAUUCAAAUAGUUCACAAUAAGACAAAGUUUAAUUUGCAAAUGGUUUGAAAAUGAAUGCUAGGGUAAAAGUAAAACAUCUUUUGGAUACAGCCUGGCUUUUUUUUUAGAGAAAAGUGAUUGACACUUUAGUUUCAAUACUAUAAUUCAUCUUUUAAGAUAUCCUUAAAUUAUGGAUUAUUUUAAAAAAUGAUUCUUUCAACAUUUUCUAUUGUUUUUUUUUUAUUGAUUUAAAAUGAAUACUUUUUAAAGCUUAGAGUAUAGACUGCAUUUAUUAUUAACGAAAGCAGUUGAGAUACAGACAAAAAAUAUAUUUGAUCUGUGAGAGAUACAAAAUCAUCUGUUUUGGCAUUAUUUAUCAGCCAUUCAAGUAACACAUGAAUGUAACUAGGAUAAAACACAUUAAUAGCUUGGACAGUUGGAUCAUUUGUCAUAGUAUUAGAAAGGUCUAAUUCAUUUUCUGUUUGAAUUAUUACUUUUCUCUGAAAACAGCUAUAAAAUACAUACUCAAAGAAAGAACCAAUUUGAUGAUCAAUGUUUGCAUUUUUAUGUUUUUAAUUUUAAUGCUAAUAGUUGAAUUUAAAAUAAAUUUUUUGCUUUUUACCUUUCAUAAAAAUUUAGCCAAACACAUUAUGAAUAUAUUUGGUGGCACAAAAAAUAUAAAUAAUAAUUGUAUACGUUAAACAGGUCAAAAUAUUUGCUAUUUUAACAGUGAGUUGAAUAAAUUCUUACUUGAUUGACUAUUUUUGUUGUGAAAAUUGUCAGUUAAACUAUUAUAUUUUACAUCUCAAUAGCAGGGCUGUGGAGUUGAGUCAGGAGGAAUUUGUGGCUAGAGGAGUCGGAGGCUGAAAAAGUGUCGACUCAGACUCCCAUACUUUAAAUUUAUUUCAGUUUCUUUUAUUUAAAUGAAAGAUUUUAAAAAAUUAAUAAAU
Messenger RNA from Centruroides sculpturatus (bark scorpion), 5099 nucleotides. Its product is annotated as TATA box-binding protein-like protein 1. Gene Ontology annotation, biological process: DNA-templated transcription initiation. The record is from RefSeq and is a predicted model, not a curated record. Gene Ontology annotation, molecular function: DNA binding; general transcription initiation factor activity. The coding region runs from base 285 to 1022 and encodes 245 amino acids. Lineage: Eukaryota; Metazoa; Arthropoda; Arachnida; Scorpiones; Buthidae. The transcript has 5 exons.